This is a messenger RNA of Cydia splendana, 624 nucleotides long. It is a transcript of the gene Rpp25, whose product is annotated as ribonuclease P protein subunit p25-like protein. The transcript is spliced from 4 exons. Gene Ontology annotation, biological process: tRNA 5'-leader removal. Gene Ontology annotation, cellular component: ribonuclease MRP complex. Lineage: Eukaryota; Metazoa; Arthropoda; Insecta; Lepidoptera; Tortricidae. Gene Ontology annotation, molecular function: RNA binding. The record is from RefSeq and is a predicted model, not a curated record. Bases 61 to 588 code for a protein of 175 amino acids.
CAUCCAUCAGGAAAUAAAAUCAUCAGAUUUUAUUGUUAAUUUACUAAUCAUUGAGUUAGAAUGGAAAAUUAUUUUAAGGGGAAAAAUGUCGAAGAGGAACUUCAGCGAGAUAAAAUACCUAUAAAAGAUUUACCGGACAACUUUCUAUGGAUGCAAGUAAAAGGCGGAAGUAAAAUGGCAAAUCUAUUAUCACACGCGUCAGGUAUUUUAGAGGAUAAAGCUGCGACAGCCGUGGUGUGGACUGGGACCGGAGUCGGCAUACCCAAAGCUAUAUCUUGCGCGGAAAUUUUAAAGAGACAAUUUUCAAUCGAACACCAGGUCACAAAACUCGCUUACAAAAAUGUUGAAGAGUUUUGGGAGCCAAAGGUGGAUGGAUUGGAAACAAUAGUGGUUAAACGGCAAAUACCUGUUAUCCAUAUUUUACUUUCAGUUGAAAUGCUCCCAGAUAGUAGUCAAAUUGGAUACCAGUCAUUGCAAGGAAAGAAAUUCUGGCAAAAAGAGCCAGCUAACAACAGCCAAAAGCAGCAUCAGUCAUACAAAUCGAAAAAACCUUUCAAACAUAAGAAAAAUCAAACAAAUACAAGCUAACAUCUAUUUAUCAACUACUUGUAUAACCUGCAAUAA